This is a messenger RNA of Boeremia exigua, 3610 nucleotides long. Its product is annotated as helicase SWR1. Gene Ontology annotation, molecular function: ATP binding; ATP-dependent chromatin remodeler activity; metal ion binding. Bases 317 to 3427 code for a protein of 1036 amino acids. The record is from RefSeq and is a predicted model, not a curated record. The transcript has 3 exons. Lineage: Eukaryota; Fungi; Ascomycota; Dothideomycetes; Pleosporales; Didymellaceae.
GGUACACGCCAUCGCGGUCAACCCCUGUUGCACGGCAGCCAUUUUGUGCUCCGAAUCUGCAAAGUUCUCCAGAUUUCGCCACCGGAGGCGCCAGGAACGCGAUCGAUUCGACGCAGCCUAUCGCUCGGCGCGCGACGACCAGGGGCAUCGCCGCCCUUGAUAUUCCAGCGGCUUAGUGCAGCCUCCACUUUACUCUAUUCUGUGGACGUUACUCUUCUUCCAGCUGCUUCCUUCUCUUCGUUCACUCCUCUCAUUGCAAGCCUGAGCUGCGCGCCUUCACCCCACGUUUGAUCUUUCCACAGCACGUGCCAUUACGAUGCCGCCUCGGCGUUCAACUCGAAAGUCGGCAGCAUCAGUGGCGAACGAUAGUGGUGUCACUGCGACAGCAUCUGGCUCAGAGCUUAACCAUUCAGCCGUAAAUACACAAGCAACCUCUUCUUCGAAUAAGAAACGCACCCGUUUGUCUCGUUCGACCGUCCCUAAUCAUUCCGAUAACGACGAUGAGAGCUCUAACACCAAUCCUUCUGCGCCUCCUGCACAAGUCCGUCGCAUUUUGAAACAGGUCGCGAUACCUAUCACAACCACCAAGCGGACUGCUGUACCUCUUAUUGCACAGCAGGCCGAGUCAGAAACCCCAAACACGACCCCUUCUCUCGACAAUUCCGACUGUGAUACGCCCGCUACAAGCACAUCGAACACGCCGGCUGUCUUUCUCGGACCUGGUCACGGCACCGGCCGCAAGAGUGCGCUGAGCAGGACUAUCACAGCCUGGGCACGUCCCAUUGAGGACACUGAUAAGGAGACUGACGAGGAAAUCGACGAGGAGAUCGAAUUGUCAUUUGAUCUAGAUGCUGAACUUGCUCUGCAGAUGCAGAUCGAGGAGGAUGAAGGCCAACAUCAUAGCAAGCGCCGGAGGAUCGAGGAAAACAACGAAGUUCAGGACCAGACCGGUGAUGAAAUCGAGGACCUCAUUAUCCCACGAUCACGGGCGAUGCCUACGGUUUUCAAGGGCAAGGGGAAAGGCAAGGCGAAGGUCGAGUCUGACAUCGCAACGGACGACUCUCUGCUCGAUGAGGCGAUUCCGGAACCUGCAUACACGGGCAAGGGCAAAGGCAAAGCUGUAAUUAAAUCCGUAGCGCCCCGUCGCAGUGGUGCCAGCCGACCUAGUACUAACCGCAAGACCAUUCGUGACUACACAAUCAGCGACUCCGAAGAGGACUCCGAUGAAGAGGACGAGUUCAGGCCAGACAAAGCCGGCUCACCAUUUGAUGUUAGUGACCUCGAAAGCGCAGCCGCAGACGACAGCGAAGAGGAGGAGCCCUUGAUGAUAGCCAGUGCACGCCUCAAGAAAGCAUCGGUUGCUCAGACGACUAAACGUGCACGAGGCAAGAAGUCACUCACACGUGCGGAGAAGAUCGAGAAGCGGAAACGAAUGGCAAGGUACGCUCACAUCACAGAUAAGUGGGACCGGAAGCGCGCCAUGAACCGCGAGCGAGCGGAGCAACAACAUCCCAAGCUGCGCACAAUGUGGGACGAUCUCCAAAAAAUCCCUGUCUUGGCUGUCGAGCAGGCAGAGCAACCCAAGACUAUUACUCGUCGAUUGAAACCUUUCCAACUCGAAGGUCUCAGCUGGAUGAUACGACAAGAACAAACCCAUUACAGAGGGGGCCUCCUUGGAGAUGAGAUGGGCAUGGGCAAAACAAUCCAGGCCGUUUCAUUGAUCAUGUCAGACUAUCCUGCCAAAGCGCCCACGCUGGUCUGUGUGCCACCGGUUGCUUUGCUGCAAUGGUCGAAUGAAAUCCGAGAGUACACCCAGAACAAACUCAACGUUCUUGUGUACCAUGGCACGAACGCGAAGUGUAAGAAGAUGACUGUCAAGGAUUUGAAGAAAUUCGACGUCAUUAUGGUCUCAUACAACAGCUUGGAGUCCUUGCACCGAAAGGAGGUCAAGGGAUGGAGUCGUGGAGAGGACAUCAUCAAGGAGGCGUCUCCACUACAUGCCAUUCGCUUUCAUCGUCUCAUUCUCGAUGAAGCCCACAGUAUCAAGUCGCGCAACACCGGAGUUGCCAAGGCUUGCUUCGCACUCCAAGGAAAUUUCAAGUGGUGCUUGUCUGGCACACCUGUACAAAACCGUAUUGGAGAGUUCUUCUCUCUUUUACGCUUUCUUGAGGUUCGUCCUUUUGCCGACUACUUCUGCCGAUCCUGCAAGUGCGAGAAGCUGCAUUGGGCCACAGACGAUGAUCACAUGUGUGUCGCCUGCAAUCACGGUGCAUCUGAGCAUAUUUCAGUCUUCAACCAGGAGCUACUCAACCCCAUCACUGGUGACGAUGUAGAUCUUCGCGAGCAGGCGCUUUCUAAACUACACAUGAUCACAGCCCGCAUUAUGUUGCGCCGCAUGAAGCGAGAUCACACCAAUUCCAUGGAGCUGCCAAUGAAGGACAUCGUCAUCCAUAACGAAUUUUUCAGUGAAGUCGAGCGUGAUUUCUCAACCUCGAUCAUGUCGAACUCAAACCGCAAGUUUGACACCUACGUCGCUCAAGGUGUUAUGCUAAACAACUACGCAAACAUCUUCGGUCUAAUCAUGCAGAUGCGCCAGGUCGCAAACCAUCCUGACCUGCUUCUCAAAAAGAACGCGGCAGAAGGCAGCUCCAAUGUCUAUGUCUGUAACAUAUGCGAUGAGCCUGCCGAAGAUGCUAUCCGGUCACACUGCCGCCACGAAUUUUGUCGUGCUUGUGUCAAGGACUACAUGGACACGUGCGAGGCCUCCGGUACUGACUCCGACUGCCCGCGUUGUCAUAUUGCUCUGACCAUCGACUUCGAGCAGCCAGAGCUCGAGCAAGAUGAAGACAGUGUGAAGAAGACGUCGAUCAUCAACCGCAUCAAGAUGGAGAAUUGGACAAGUUCGACAAAAAUUGAGAUGCUAGUGUACGACCUGUACAAGCUGCGCAGCAAAAAGCAGACGCUCAAGUCGAUCGUGUUCAGUCAAUUUACAUCCAUGCUGCAGCUGAUUGAGUGGCGUCUGCGUCGUGCGGGCUUCAACACAGUUAUGUUAGAUGGUAGCAUGACGCCUGCGAUGCGCCAGAAGAGUAUUGAUCACUUCAUGACGAACCCAGACGUUGAGGUCUUCUUGGUGUCGUUGAAGGCUGGUGGUGUGGCGCUCAACUUGACAGAGGCGUCAAGGGUGUUCAUCGUUGAUCCAUGGUGGAAUCCUGCUGCUGAAUGGCAGUCCGCUGAUCGCUGCCACCGAAUCGGCCAGAAGCGUCCUUGCGUGAUUACUCGUCUAUGCAUUGAAGACAGCGUCGAGUCCCGUAUGGUUGCGCUACAGGAAAAGAAGGCAGCCAUGAUCGCUGGAACCGUCAACAAUGAUAAGGUGGCCAUGGACCGUUUGAGCCCUGAGGAUUUGCAAUUUUUGUUUCGCGGUUCGUAGAUGCACCGAUCUCGGGCGUCCCGGGACAAAUCACCCUACGAUGCGUUUUGCGAUGUGCACAGCACUGGGAGAAAUUUUAGCGGCGUUCAAAAGAGGAGCAUACAUUUACUCAUUAGAGAUCAUGUGAGUACGUGGGCGUCAUUGUGGGACAUGAAUGGAGUGCAGUCAGCGGUAUAGCAGUAC